AUGUCUCAGGCAAUCUCCCAAACUGUGAAACAAUGGACAGUCAUUGGCCAGGUUGGUUUAGAUUCCCUAAAAUUCAGUGAAGAGGAGCUCGUGUCCACACUGGGAGAUAAUCAAGUGCUCGUUAAAAUCCAAGGAGCGUCUUUAAACUUUCGCGAUAUUACCAUCGCCCAAGGUAAAUACCCCUGGUCCGUCAAACCGAAUGUCAUACCGGGUUCUGACGGAGCCGGCACCGUCCUGGCAACCGGGAAGCACGUCACCCGCUUCCAACCCGGCGAUAAAGUAAUCACAAUGCUCAUUCAGCAACAUAUAGCGGGCUCCAUUACCCGUGAAACCAUGAAGUAUGGGAUUGGUGCUUCAGUCGACGGAACCCUACGCUCGAUCGGUGCCUUUGAUGAACAAGGGCUCGUGCGGAUGCCCGAAGGACUAAGCUUUGUAGAGGCGGCAACCUUGAGCUGCGCGGGACUCACUGCAUGGAAUGCCCUGUUCGGACUACCUGGGAAGUUACUGACGGCCGGACAGUGGGUUCUGACGCAGGGAACAGGUGGUGUGAGUAUCUUUGCCGUACAGUUUGCAAAGGCAGUCGGUGCUAGAGUUAUUGCCACCACUAGUUCCCCGGAGAAAGCGAAGUUACUGAAAAGGCUUGGGGCAGAUCACAUCAUCAAUUACCGGGAAGUGGUGGAUUGGGGCACCAAGGCGCGAGAGUUGACCGGCGGGGAUGGAGUGGACAUGGUGGUGGAGGUUGCUGGACCCAGUACCAUGCGACAGAGUGUUGAGAGUGUUAAACUGGAUGGCUUAAUCAGCGUGGUUGGCUUUGUUGGAGGUGAAGGGGAUGGAAUGCCGUCCCUGCUGGAUACAUGGAUGAGACUCUUCACGGCAAGGGGACUGUGGGUUGGGAGUCGCACGCAGAUGGAAGAGAUGUGCAGGGCAAUUGAGGCGAAUUUGGAUCAAUUACGACCUGUGGUGGAUCGUGUGUUUCCAUUAGAACAGGCUAAGGAGGCCUAUAGAUAUAUGCUCAUAGGGAACUAUCAAGGCAAGAUUGGAAUUGAAAUUGCUUGA
This is a messenger RNA of Talaromyces stipitatus ATCC 10500, 1056 nucleotides long. RefSeq names its product alcohol dehydrogenase, putative. Bases 1 to 1056 code for a protein of 351 amino acids. NCBI's taxonomy places the organism in Eukaryota, Fungi, Ascomycota, Eurotiomycetes, Eurotiales, Trichocomaceae. Gene Ontology annotation, molecular function: oxidoreductase activity. The transcript is spliced from 3 exons. The record is from RefSeq and is a predicted model, not a curated record.